This is a messenger RNA of Oncorhynchus kisutch (coho salmon), 2436 nucleotides long. Its product is annotated as alpha-2,8-sialyltransferase 8B. NCBI's taxonomy places the organism in Eukaryota, Metazoa, Chordata, Actinopteri, Salmoniformes, Salmonidae. The record is from RefSeq and is a predicted model, not a curated record. The transcript is spliced from 6 exons. Gene Ontology annotation, biological process: oligosaccharide metabolic process; N-glycan processing. Gene Ontology annotation, molecular function: alpha-N-acetylneuraminate alpha-2,8-sialyltransferase activity. Bases 302 to 1429 code for a protein of 375 amino acids.
UGUUCGUAUCUCAAUCGCAAUGUAGUUUCAAACACAAUCUUUCAAAGUUUGACUGGGGAAUUGAGGUGAGGAUGCAAACAGUGCCACUGCCGUUUGGAAAAAGGAAGAGAAAAAAACACGUUAUAAAAAUAUAUCAACCUGGGAUUUGUUCCGAGACAAAUGGUCUUCGUUCAAGAUAAACAUUGAAUAAUAAUGGUGGAGAUAGUUGAGUAAAAUCUAUAAAUUUCAGCGAUUAAAAGGAUAAUGUAUUCAAUCGAUUUAGAUUUUUGUCGCUUGGAUUAGUUCUGCAGCCUUCUCAGUCAUGCAGUUAGAAUUCCGAAAAUUGAUGUUUGGAAUUGUAACACUGCUGGUUAUAUUUCUGAUAAUUGCUGAAGUCCAGGAAGAAAUUGGGAAUAUUGGAGGUUCCAGAACAUUGUACUUGCACAGCCUCAUCCCCAAGCCCAACAGAAAUGUAGCAGUGAAAGCCAAUCCUACACCUUUAGGCAAUGAAGGGGAGGAAAAGAGUCCUGAUUCUCCUUCAGGCUUGAAGAAUGCCACCAGGCUCUCUUCAGAUAACUGGACCUUCAACAGAACCCUCUCCAGCCUCAUCAGGAAGAACAUCCUGGGGUUCUUUGACCCAGAGAGGGACAUCUCUAUUCUGAAGGGCACAUUGAAACCUGGAGAUGUCAUCCACUACGUCUUUGACCGUCAGAGCACUACCAACAUCUCAGAGAACCUGUACCGGUUGCUACCCACAGCAUCCCCCAUGAAGAACCAGUACCACAGAAGCUGUGCCAUCGUAGGGAACUCUGGGAUCCUACUCAAUAGCAGCUGUGGGCCAGAGAUAGACUCCCAUGACUUUGUAAUCAGAUGUAACCUGGCGCCAGUGGAGGAGUAUGCUGGGGAUGUGGGGCGGCGCACCAACCUGGUGACCAUGAACCCAUCGGUGGUGCAGCGGGCCUUCCAUGACCUGGCCAGUGAGCAGUGGAGGGAGCGCUUCCUGCAGCGGCUCCGGGGCCUCAGCGGCAGCGUGCUGUGGAUCCCAGCCUUCAUGGCCAAGGGAGGAGAGGAGAGGGUGGAGUGGGCAAUCCGUCUCAUCCUGCUGCACACCGUGGAUGUGCACACCGCCUUCCCCUCACUGCGCCUUCUCCAUGCUGUCAGAGGGUAUUGGCUGACUAACAAUGUCCAGAUCAAGAGACCCACUACUGGUCUGCUGAUGUACACCAUGGCCACUCGCUUCUGUGAGGAGAUCCAUCUGUAUGGCUUCUGGCCUUUCCCUCGGGAUUCACAGGGGAAACCAGUCAAGUACCAUUACUAUGACACUCUGACCUACGAGUACACAUCCCAUGCCAGUCCACACACUAUGCCAUUGGAGUUCAGGACACUGAGUUCACUCCACAGACAGGGGGCGCUGCGACUCAACACUGGCUCUUGUGAUGCAGGAAUGUAAUCUAAAAAUGCAGCAUGGAAUGUACACUGAGUAUACCAAACAUUUCGAUCACCUUCCUAAUAUUGAGUCGCCCCCCCACACACACACUUCUGCCCUCAGAACUGCCUAAAUUCGUCCGGACAUGGACUCUACAAGGUGUCAAAAGCGUUCCACAGGGAUACUGGCCCAUGUUGACUGGGCCAGUAUUGACUGUUGAGUGUGAAAAACCCAGCAGGGUUGCAGUUCUUGACAUAAACCGGUGCACCUGGCACCUACUACCAUACCCUGUUCAAAGGCACUCUCUGACUGGCACACAUACACAAUCCGUUGCUCAAUUGUCUCAAGGCUUAUAAAUCCUUCAUUAACCUGUGUCCUCCCCUUCAUCUAUACUUAUUGAAGUGGAUUUACCAAGUGACAUCAAUAAGGGAUCAUAGCUUUCACCUGGAUUCACCUGGUCAGUCUAUGUCAUGAAAAGAGCAGGUGUUCUUAAUGUUUUGUACACUCAGUGUAGAUCGCCAUCAAAAUGACCGAUACACUUUUGGGAAAAGACCUCUUUCUGAGUUGAUGUCUAUCAGACACAGACAUCUCAAAGGAAAUAGUUUCAUUGUAUGAAACUGUUACAGGACACUUUUAUGAAGCUAUGAAUUGAGUUCCAUGACAGUAUGUAGGAUCAUGCAUGUCUAAUUUGGGCUCAUAUUGUUGCCCUACAAGAGACAUGAGCAGUGAAUAAUUUUGAAAACAUGUUUACAGUAACCUGUGAAAAUGAUCUAAAACAGAAACAUGUUGCUUUGUUCAUUGUUAAAUCAAACUAAUUGGUGUUGGUAGGCAAAUUGCUUCUUUGUCAAUGAGAAGACUGAAAAUGUUAUUGCAUUUACAUGGCAAGUGUGUCAUCUAAAAUGAAUGUAAUUAAAACGUUUAUAAAUACUUCCUCCAAGGGCAAUGUGAAUGUGAAUUGAACUACUAAGUUAUCAAUAAUCAAUUUUGGUCAUUAUUCCUUUGAAUUAUACAAUAAAUCUACUUCACCAGUA